Molecule: messenger RNA, 252 nt
Organism: Tarenaya hassleriana
Lineage: Eukaryota; Viridiplantae; Streptophyta; Magnoliopsida; Brassicales; Cleomaceae
Exons: 2
Coding region: 1-252 (83 amino acids)
Source: RefSeq, a predicted model, not a curated record
AUGGGACUCAUAUCCCUAUUACUGUUGGAGGACAUGAUGCACAACGAUAUUGGAAUCGGAAGAUAUUAUUUAGGUGAUUCAGGUUAUGCUCUUCGACCCGGUUUUCUCACACCGUAUCGGGGAGAGAGGUAUCACCCUGAUCAACACAGUACAUCACGCCAACCUACUAGUUAUAAAGAAAUGUUUAACAAGAAGCAUUCUUCCCUUAGAUUAGUAAUCGGGCAAACUUUCGGAAUAUGGAAGGCGAAAUGA